Molecule: messenger RNA, 942 nt
Organism: Penicillium mononematosum
Lineage: Eukaryota; Fungi; Ascomycota; Eurotiomycetes; Eurotiales; Aspergillaceae
Exons: 1
Coding region: 1-942 (313 amino acids)
Source: RefSeq, a predicted model, not a curated record
AUGCUGCAUUACCCUGUUCGGAAGUCUUCUGGAACGCACCAACGGCCUGGGCCUGGAAGGCUCUACUUGGACCAGCCGAGAUCCCCCCCGAGCACGUAUUUUCUCACAACGUUGACGACGAUUCUCUUACACCAUGAGGUCGAGGAGGUGUUACCAUUCCCAACAUUAGACGAUUUUUGCAAGACUCUCUAUGCCUAUGUCCUGCAUACGCAUGUCCUCGAGUGGCGGCAGACCAUCUGCAUGCUUAAUCCAACUGGACUAAUUUCGUCCCCCAUUUCAUUGGCACCGGAGAAUAUUGGAGCUUCACUACACGAGCGUCGGAACUGGCUGGAGUGCUGUCUGAGAAAUUGGGCUGAUUUCUAUGGAGAUGGUAACCAAGCCAGUGCUACCGAACGGAGCUCAAAGAACUCAUCUGGGAUCCUCCUCAAUCAUCUGGCAAAUUUGGCACUUCAUCUUAAUUUUUCAGACCUCCACAUCGUUGCUGGCAGAUCUGGCUCAGAUGCUGAUAUUGGACUGGCUAUGCAGUCAUUGCGUAAUUGGCUUCGAGAAGAGAGAGUCCGAAGGAUAUUCGCCUGCAAUAGUCAAAUGCUGAACGCAGCGUACGAGGCAAUUUCUGCUGGCCACAUGCAGCGGAGUGGGUUUGAAUUAGCGAUCUCUUUGUUUAUGGGUGGUCUGACCAGCUGGGCCAUAUCUCGGUUCGGGAGUCAUAAUUUGACAACCGUCCAUCAAAGCGCUUCAGAGACUUCACACCUCCCUGAAGGAGAGCUUGGCAAUGAUGACAGCCGCGAUCAGUUGAGUGCUACAGAGUCGCCGCAAGCGCCAGACUUGCUUUCCACUCAAGUUUCACGUGCACGGGAUGGUUUACGUGCCGUUGGAUGUGUCCGACUAGCAGUUACUUUCGGGGAGAUUCUCGAUCGGCUUCUUACUGAGUCGAUUGACUAA